CAAAUGAUUAUUAUCUAAAAAUAUGUGGGCUAAAUAAACCAAACACCUGUUCAAAAUAAUAAUAUUGUUCUACGCACUUCUCAAUAAUCCAGGACAAUCAAUAGUAAAUAGUGAUAAACAUAUCUAGUCAGAUAUAUAAAUUUGCUUGGUUAAUAAAUUUCAAAUCUUCAAAAUGAAGAAAAAGGUGCUUCUGAUGGGCAAAAGUGGUUCUGGCAAAACCAGUAUGCGUUCUAUAAUAUUUGCUAAUUAUAUAGCCAGAGAUACAAGACGACUGGGUGCUACAAUUGAUGUGGAGCACAGCCAUGUUCGAUUCUUAGGGAACUUGAUUUUAAAUUUGUGGGAUUGUGGAGGGCAGGAGGCUUUUAUGGAAAAUUAUUUUGCAUCCCAAAGAGAUAAUAUUUUUCGAAAUGUGGAGGUCCUUAUAUAUGUGUUUGAUGUGGAAAGCACAGAAUUGGAGAAAGACAUGCACUACUACCAAACAUGUUUGGAGGCAAUCAUACAAAACUCUCCAAACGCGAAAAUAUUCUGCUUAGUGCAUAAAAUGGAUUUAGUUCUGGAACAACAAAGGGAUGUUAUUUUUCAAGAACGUCAAGCUGAUUUAAUGAGACUUUCAAUGCCUUUAUCAUGCACUUGCUUCAGAACGUCUAUUUGGGAUGAAACCCUUUACAAGGCUUGGUCCAGCAUUGUUUACAUGCUAAUACCAAAUGUAAAAGCUUUAGAAAACAGUUUGCAGCAAUUUACCAACAUUGUUGAUGCCGACGAGGUGUUGCUCUUUGAGAGAGCGACCUUUUUAGUUAUUUCACAUUGCCAAAGAAAAGAUCACAAAGACGUGCAUCGCUUCGAGAAAGUCUCGAACAUUAUAAAACAAUUCAAGUUGUCCUGUUCGAAAUUAGCAGCUCAAUUUCAAAGUAUGGAAGUGAGAAAUUCCGCGUUCGCAUCAUACAUUGAUAUGUUCACCAGCAAUACUUACGUAAUGGUCUGCAUGUCUGAUCCUCAAAUACCCUCAGAGAUAACUCUGAUCAAUAUUCGUAACGCUAGGAAACACUUUGAAAAAUUGGAAAAGGUUUCCAGUUCUGCACCAGCUAUUACACACCACUAAGAAAAUACUCAAAAUGCUCGCUGUUUUACUUUACAGCUAUAUGGUUACACAUAAGUAUAGGAAUAAAUGUCCUCAACUCUUGCUUUGUUCAAAUCUUUUUUAAAUAUAUUUGUUCAUGUUAUUUAA
Nicrophorus vespilloides is the source of this 1225-nucleotide messenger RNA. It is a transcript of the gene RagA-B, whose product is annotated as ras-related GTP-binding protein A. Gene Ontology annotation, cellular component: Gtr1-Gtr2 GTPase complex; nucleus; lysosome. Gene Ontology annotation, molecular function: GTP binding; GTPase activity. NCBI's taxonomy places the organism in Eukaryota, Metazoa, Arthropoda, Insecta, Coleoptera, Silphidae. The record is from RefSeq and is a predicted model, not a curated record. Gene Ontology annotation, biological process: cellular response to amino acid stimulus; positive regulation of TOR signaling; cellular response to starvation. The transcript is spliced from 3 exons. The coding region runs from base 173 to 1099 and encodes 308 amino acids.